Pomacea canaliculata is the source of this 5639-nucleotide messenger RNA. RefSeq names its product multidrug resistance protein 1-like. The record is from RefSeq and is a predicted model, not a curated record. Gene Ontology annotation, molecular function: ATP binding; ATP hydrolysis activity; ABC-type transporter activity. Gene Ontology annotation, cellular component: membrane. Gene Ontology annotation, biological process: transmembrane transport. NCBI's taxonomy places the organism in Eukaryota, Metazoa, Mollusca, Gastropoda, Architaenioglossa, Ampullariidae.
ACACCGGACACACACCCUCCCAGGGCGCGCGGUCUGACGCCAUGUUGAACACGUGACCAGCCACAGGUGAAACCACCUCACCCACCCCGUGUGCCCGGUACUGCUAGAGUACAUGCGGUGCGUGUAUACUGCUAUCUGGGGUCUAAAAGUGUAACGGGUGGUGUGGUCAGUGGACCGGUGUAUAUAAGGGUAGGGACACGACAGUAGCACAGACAAGUCUUAGCUCUAGCAGCUUGUGAUACACGGGUGUCUGGUGCUCUGUGCUACACCCGCAUCCAACUGAGUGCAGGUAGUAAACAACGACUUCCAAUCACAAAGUGUCAGUGUGUUGUUAGAUGUCCAAGAUCCUAUCUGAGACCUGCUAAGAUGACGUCACUGAACACUGGACGGAGCGCACACAGAGAGGUCAAAGGUGAAGAAACCACGAAGACACCAGCAAAGACCAGACAGGACAGCGCUGACGUCUUCAUCGAGAUUCCGGAAACUUCGCCAGACAGAAAGACAGACAAGACGCAGCAGAACGGCUCGAAGUUGCAGAUUCCUCACAACGGUUCCACCUGUCAACGGACACAAGGAGGACGUCGUUAUAGUCGCUGAUGACGAAGAUGGAAAGAGCGGAUGCUGCGGCAGAAAGAAGAAAGAAACUCAAAAGACGGUUGGGGCUUUAGAACUGUUCCGAUUUGCAGGGCCUUUGGAGAUUGUUAUGAUGGUUGUUGGUAUGUUUGGAUCGGUGGUUGCUGGCUGUGGACUUCCUUUGAACAUGAUUGUCUUUGGCGACGUUGUUGACAUGUUUGUCGACAGCAGCAAGAUAGCCAACGCCACCAAUCGGACGUACGCUGACGUCCUGAUGGAGAAGAUGUCCCCAAACACCAUGUAUUUUCUGGUUAUCGCCGCUGUCGUCUUCGUCACCAGCACGAUGGCCGUGAGCUUGUGGACGAUAGCCGGCGAGCGGCAGAUUGUCCACAUCCGGAAACGCUUCUUCAGGUCCAUCAUGCGCCAGGACAUCGGGUGGUUUGACACCCACGAGGCCAGCGAACUCAACUCACGCUUUUCUGCAGAUAUACAGAAUAUCAGUGAAGGACUUUGCGACAAGGUGGCUGUCUUCGUGCAGUGGAUGUCCACGUGGCUUGUGUCCUACAUCGUCGCCUUCGUCCAGGGCUGGAAGCUCACUCUUGUUGUCAUCGGCUUCAGCCCCUUUGUCAUCUUUGCAAGCUCUUUAAUGAUGAGACUGGUGCGCAGUGCGUCCAUCCGGGAACUGCAGGCGUACGCCAAGUCAGGGGCCAUCGCCGAGCAGGCCCUGAGGGCCAUCCGCACCGUGCAGGCCUUCCAGGGACAAGAGAAGGAACAGAAGCGCUACGAAGACAACUUGAUAUUCGCCGUCAAGGCGGGGUCAAGAAAAGGCAUCUUCCUCGGUAUCGGCAUGUCCACCUUUUGGUUCAUAAUAUUCAUGGCAUUUGCUGUGUCCUUCUGGUAUGGCGUGCACCUUAUUCAGACUGAGGGGUUUAGUCCCGGAAAUAUUCUGCCUGUCUUUUUCGGGGUUCUCAUCGGCGCCAUGUCUCUUGGCAACGCUCUGCCCAACUUGGAAAACUUUUCCGAUGCCCGCGCAGCCGCCGCGAAGGUGUUUGAGAUCAUCGACCUUUCGCCUCAUAUUGACGUCAGUUCCGACAAGGGAGAGAAGAUCAUGAGCCUCAAGGGGGUCAUCGAGUUCAAGAAUAUCCACUUUCGUUAUCCGGCCAGACCGGACAUACCAGUGUUGAAUGGCCUUGACCUUAGAGUGGACCCAGGUCAGACUGUGGCAUUGGUAGGAGCCAGCGGAUGCGGAAAGAGUACGACCAUUCAACUCUUACAGAGAUUUUAUGACCCUGAAAAGGGGCAGGUCACAGUGGAUGGACACGACAUCAAGACCUUGAAUCUGAAAUGGCUACGAGACCAGAUCGGCGUGGUCAGUCAGGAGCCCGUGCUCUUCGCUGCCACCAUCGCCGAAAACAUCAGGUACGGCAAGCGUGACGUCACCCAGGCCGCCAUCGAAGCUGCCGCCAAAGAGGCCAACGCCCAUGGCUUCAUUUCACAGCUUCCUGAGGGUUACGACACGCUGGUGGGAGAGAGGGGGGCGCAGCUGAGUGGGGGGCAGAAGCAGCGCAUCGCCAUUGCACGCGCCCUCGUGCGUAACCCGCGCAUCCUGCUGCUGGACGAGGCCACGUCAGCGUUGGACCACGAGAGCGAGGCCGCAGUGCAGAGCGCACUGGAGAAGGCUGGACAGGGGAGGACCACGAUCGUUAUCGCUCAUCGCCUGUCCACCAUCAGGAACGCGGACAAAAUUGUCUCCAUCAGUGCUGGCUGCAAGGAGGAGGAAGGCAACCACCACAGUCUCAUCGCCAAAGGUGGACUGUACGCUCAGCUGAUCAACCUGCAGACCACAGCAGAAAAGGAAACAAAAACAGAUGUCGACGACCUGGACAUUGUAGAAGAUGAUGAUGGCGAUUCUUUGCUGGAAGAAGACUUGGUGUCGCACAAAGUGGGUUUGAGACGAUUUUCCACUGUCUCCGGCCUCUCCCGCACUCUCAGCAUUCGCUUGAGCAAACGCAGCAUCAGGAGAAGGAGUGGGGAGGACGAGGACAAGAACAAGACAAUGACAGAGGAGGAGAGUAAACAAACUCUGAAGAGAAUAAUCCUGCUCAGUCUUCCGGAAUGGCUGUCAAUUGUUGUUGGUUCCUUAUGUUCCAUGGUAGCUGGCGUAGCCCAACCUGCGUUCUCCUUAAUUCUCACAGAAUACAUCAGAAUUUUCGGCUACACAGACAGAGACGAGCAGUCCCACCAAGCCAUGGUUCUGGGAGUGAGUGUCAUUUGUGUCGGCAUCGGCAUAGGGAUUCUUCGACUUGCGCAGAACUGGUGCCUGUCAUCGUCAGGGUCAAAGUUGACGGCUCGUCUGCGUACUAUGACAUUCAAGGCACUGAUGCGACAGGAUAUGAGUUUCUUUGACGACCCGAAAAACCAGGUCAGCGCCCUGACCACAAAGCUCUCUCCUGAUGCGGCCUUAGUGCAAGGGGCGACUGGGUCAAAGGUCGGCCAGAUACUGGAAGCCGCAGCCACAAUCAUCUCAGCUCUAAUAAUCGCCUUCGUGUUCGGAUGGAAGCUGACGCUGGUUGUACUGGCCUUCUUGCCAAUCAUCAUUGUUGCAGGAAUAAUUCAAGGAAAAGUUAUCGCAGGCUCGUCCAAAUCAGAGAAAUCUCAAUUACAAGAAGCUGGCAAAAUUUGUUCGGAAGCGGUGGACAAUAUUCGCACAGUGGCCUCACUAAACAGGGCAGACAUCUUCAUUGAGCGGCUGGAGUCCCUCGUCGACGUCACAAAAAGGACGGUUGUGAAGGCGGCGAUGACGUACGGCGUGUCCUACGGCAUCUCCAACAGCAUCAUCUUCUGCGCCUACGCCGCGGCCUUCACCUACGGCACGAAGCUGGUGGGCGACGGCGAGAUGGAGUUCUACGCCGUCUUCAGAGUGUUCUCAGCUAUAGUGUUCGGAGGUGCGUCUGUCGGCCGUCAAAGUUCAUUUGGUUUCGACUACACAAAGGCCAAGCUAGCCGCAGGCAGACUGUUCACCAUCAUCGACCGCCAGCCAAAGAUCGACAUCGACAAGUCGGGUGGCCUACACCUGAACAAGUACAGCGGGAAGGUGGCAGUGGCCAACGCCACCUUCUUCUACCCUACGCGCCCCACAGUUCGGGUGCUGGGUGGCCUGGACCUGGCUGUGGAAGGGGGUCAGACCCUGGCACUAGUCGGGGGAAGUGGCUGUGGCAAGUCUACGGUCAUCCAGCUGUUACUAAGGUUCUACGAUUCAGAAUCUGGAGCUCUGUUACUGGACGGCGAGGACACCCGCAACCUUGACCUCCGGUGGCUGCGGCAGCAGAUCGGCCUGGUGUCGCAGGAGCCAGUUCUGAUGGACGGCAGCAUAGCCAGCAACAUCGCCUACGGCGACAACACGCGGGAAGUGUCUAUGGCCGAGAUCAUCGCUGCGGCCAAGAACGCCAACAUCCACAGCUUCAUCGAGAGUCUUCCGAAGGGUUACGACACUAAUGUAGGCGACAAAGGGACACAACUAAGUGGUGGGCAGAAGCAGCGAAUCGCGAUCGCACGCGCACUCGUGCGUAACCCACGUGUCCUGCUGCUGGACGAGGCGACCUCUGCCCUGGACACCGAGAGCGAGCGGGUGGUGCAAGAAGCCCUCGAUAAGGCACGCGAGGGCCGCACAUGCAUCGUCAUCGCCCAUCGACUGUCCACCAUCCAGAAUGCCGACAAAAUCGCGGUGAUAGGUGAAGGCCGGGUGGUAGAGAUUGGCACCCACAGCCAGCUUCUGGCCACGAAGGGUGCGUAUUACAACCUGCUGCAGCUGCAGGGCAAGGGCAAAGCCGAGUGACCACGUGACAAGAACAAGAUGGUGUCUGUCAGCUUCCAGGGGACAAUAAAUUCACAACCAAUGACGUGAACAAGGUAGCCGCCAGCCAAGAACACUGUGUCGGAGCAUGGUGUUGGCAAGAUGUAGUUUUAAUCCCGAUCACUUUGGUAAUAACUACAGUUUACCUAUAAACCGGAGCUGAGGACUGCGUUGUGUUUAUCUGACAAUCAUCAAGCAGAAACACUCUGCCCACAGGCGAGAACUUGAAACUGAAAGUUUUGCUGUAUAAUUCUGAACUCGUUUUAUUGUUUGGGUAUUCCUGACAUUGUGUCCUCCUACUUGUACCCGCCGCUACGUACAGCAAGUGAACUUUCAGUGUGCACUUAAUGUGUCCACAGCGGAGAACGGACGAAAACUGUCGGACAGCACAUAGUUGGUCAGAUGCGUGCGUACAUGAGCAGCGCGUGUGCUUACUUGUGUGUGUGAGAGAGUGAGCCAGUGUGGGCGUGACUAGAGGACCAGAGAAAGUGACUUAUUUUCACAUGCAUUUAUUUUCUACUGACUGGCCCACUUUUAACGAUAGAAAAACACGCCUUGAAAUCUACAACACUCGCUUGCGACGGACUGGUCUUAACUUUGUCUGUGAAGAAUAUAUAUAUAUGUAUAUUAUUUACAAUCGAAAAGUUCUAGUUUAUCGUGACUACGAAUUCUAUGAAUUUCAUGUGACUAUGAAUUUUGGUCGCGAAUUUCAUCGUCCUAGACUGGCACAACACACCUCCAAUCUCAUCGCCUCCGUCAUCACCUGCUCGCCGCACAAGAAACCAGCUAGGUGGCGCUGGCGGUGGUGACCCAUAGAGGAACGCGUGUCCAGCAGAGAACACGACGGCAUACGUUUCUCGCUGUUACUUUCGGACUUUUUGUUGUGUUUUUUUAAUCUAACGCCCGCUGUGUCCAAGAUGAUGUCGACGUUGUGACAAAAGAACAAUACUCAUGAACGGAGAAAAAAAAAUUCAAACGAUGGUGUACCUCAUUCCUAUUUAAUAGACAAAUCUGUAUCAUUAAUGGAUGCAAGAGCAAGUCUAAGCUGAACUGUCUAUAUACGUGUGCAUUUAUUAGAUGACAGAAGUUGACAUGCAAUCACGAUGUUCAAUAUAUACAUAAAGACAUUAUGUUUGAUAUGUACAUAACCAAAAUGUGUGGUUGAAAGUGCGUGUGCAUAUUGUCUAAGUUGAGUAAACAGCUUUGUAUAUUU